AGACUCCAUGUGGGUUGGCGGAGAAGUGGUCAUGUUGCUUUGAUCAAACACUCAAGAGGAGCGUAUUGAGGCCCGAGAAUAUGUAUCAGCCUGGGAGAGAGGGGGAGGCACUUGAUGCAGAUAUGAGGAACUCUGGCCAAGAACAUAGCCGGCUCCCAUGAGAAGACAACCGCCAAGAUCAUGUAUGGCGGGGAGAUUUUAAAAGCGGAGAUUGUCUAUAUCAAGGAGUCGGUGGAAGGAGAAGCGGGAAUCCGAGGCAAGACAAACAUUGAGCUGCAGCCUGCUUUGGACCCUGCGAGCCUCUCCCAAACCUCCGCGUCACUCGGUGUCCAGUCUGAAAAUACACCCAAACAGGGCGGCUCAGCCUCCAUGGAAACAACUGCUAGUAAACCCAGGGGCCUUUCCUGGCAGUGGGGUCACGAUUCCUCUGGACGUGUUGAGGUUAGCUCAGGUUUCUCUGGCGAUAAGCCGUCUGGGUUGGCUCACAAAACGACAAGCCCCGCAUUCUCGCCGCACAUGUUCCCCACGCCGGCUUCAUCCAGAGAGUCCGUCCUCUCGGACAGCUGGGAUAAAGACAGGAACUGGCUUUUCUCCAUCGGCUCUCCUGCCUCUUUCAGUCGCACUGUUUCCCCCUGUUCCUCAGUCCGGUCCGGCGUGUUCUCCCCCUCUGUGGUUCAAAUGCGAAAGCACAACCUUGCCCCAGGCUCUAGUCUGGUUCACCUCCCUCAGUCCUGUUUCUCCUCCUGCGACAGCCUGGUUUCUUCUGUCCGUCCACAGUCUCCUCCUCCCCGGCACCGGCCUCCUCUCACCAGACUCUCCCUUCUGACAGCCAUCCUGAGGAAAGGCCGUUUGCCCGUUCUGUCUGCUUCCCUGCAGAGGCCUUACACCCCCUGCUGGCCUGUUAACCCCGUGACCCUCACUUUCUGCAACGCAUGCUCAGCAGCCUCCAGUGUUGCCUCCAUUCCCCUGGAGUUUUCAACUCGGUUCUCCUCAUCUGCAUCCAUCGAUAGUCAGACUUGUGCUAACAGGGAACCCAGUAGGCCUCUUAACGCCCCCCCGCCUGAGCUGCCUAAUGAGCACAGCAGGCCUCACACGCCACUUAAAAGAAGCUUUGAGCAUAGAAGCGUGCCAAGAUGGGAGCAGGUUAUUUCACCGCCGCCAAUGAAAAGCACAACUCUGCAAAUAGAACCACCACCACGCUCAUGCUCAUUGCACCACUCUUAUGUGGCAAAGCCUCCCGAUUUACAGACCAGCAUUGCCCACACGUAUCUCAGGAGCAUAAAAGACCCGAACCUUGAAAAAUCAAUCCCUCCUCCAACACCUUUUCAUCACUCAGCAAACAUCCAGAGCAGACCGCCAAAUUCUUCUCUGUCAAAGCUUCGCCGUCUAUCCGAGCGACUCCGAUCCCCUCCUCCACGCCCCUCCCUGUCCGCUACGUCACAUCGUUCCCAUUCAGCCGGCUCCGCCGCAUCACCUCUGCCUCCUCUCUCUCCCUCCUCACCACAAGGUUUCCCUAAAGUGCACAAUCUGACGCCUUCCCGUUACACACCCGUCGCUUUUUCCGGAUCGCCCUCGCCCAUCAGCUCUCCCACACCGACGCCCUCUCCCGCCACACUAGUUCGAGAGCGCACGCCAUCUCCUUCCUUCUCCCUGCCCUCUACGCUUUCCCCGAGGCCGGGGAGUAGAAUAUCGGACUGCGGUGACAGAGAGGGUGAAAAAAGAAAGCCUCACAAGAUAAAGUCCAGCUACAAAUCGCUUGCUGCAAUUCCCACAAAUACUCUACUUUUGGAUCAACAGGUGAUAGACGAACAGGUGGAACGAGGGGAGGCUUUGAAAGGAGAUGUGACCAGUGAGUGGGGGGACAAAGACACCCACGCUGAGAUGUGCUCACCCGCUGAACUCCGGCAGCAGUCUGAGGAGCUGUAUGCAGCCAUUGACCAGAUAUUGGCUCAUCCCAUUCCACAAAGCAAAACAUCUUCCAAGAUAUCAACUUCGAACAUCUCAUCGAAAUCCUUGGGACGUGAAACCAAAUAUGCGUCUUUAGGCAGAUUGCUUCAAUCUGAGGCUACCACAAGAAAGCUGAUGGAGUCUAAAAAGGUAGAAGACAAUGCCUGGGAUUAUUCGCCCGAUGACGGCCAUUCCAAGACUGUCAGUGAGAGAUGGGGAACAGUAUCGACACAAUCCCUUCGGAGAGACAGCGGCCAAUCAGGGUAUUCCAGGCUUCAGCAAGUCAUGCGAGGUGGGAAGUGUGAGCCUUGAAGAUACGGGAAGAAGAAGUAGACAAAGUCUAAUGGGGCAAGAAGUGAGGAAAUCUGAGGGACGAAGACCAUUCUCUUUGGGUGAAUUACACAUCAGGGAGCCAGAUCAGUCCCUUUGAGGAAGAUGUCCCCAUUUCUCUCUUGCCAACACCAACAUCAAUCAACUCUUCACGCCCACAUAAUCUUAAGAUAUUCAUUUGCUGACAUGAAUUAAGAAAUAAGAGAAGGAAAUAACUGAGUGGUAUAAUGUCCUCAUUAGUGCGUUUUUAAGAUCCAUUUUCUAUAUGUAAUACACAGCCGUUCACAUUCAGAAUUCAGAGUCUCCUGCUACGCCAACUUGAAGGUUUUUGGAAUGUGCGAGGAAGCCGAUUCCCAUCCCAGUCGCUUCAAUCAUCACUUUCAAGUCCGAUUCCAUGGUUCUACCCAGGGAAAGAGUGUAUUGCCAGCUCCGGGUCCGGGAGGAGACCUUGCCCCAAGUGGAGGAGUUCAAGUACCUGGGAGUCUUGUUCAUGAGUGAGGAAAGAGUGGAUCGUGAGAUCGACAAGCGGAUCGGUCAGUAUUGCGGACGCUGUAUCGAUCCGUUGUGGUGAAGAAGGAGCUGAGCCGGAAGGAAAAGCUCUCAAAUUACCGGUCAAUAUACGUUCUCAUCCUCACCUGUGGUCUUGAGCUUUGGGUUAUGACCAAAAAGGACAAGAUCACGGGUACAAGCGGCCGAUAUAGGGUGAGAAACUCUGUCAUCCGGGAAGAGCUCAAAGUAAAGCCUUUGCUCCUCCACAUCGAGAGGAGCCAGAUGAGGUAAUUCGGACAUCUGGUCUGGAUGCCACCCAAACGUGUCCUGAGGGAGGUGUUUACAUCCGACCGGUAGGAGGCCACGAUGAAGACCCAGGACACAUUGGGAAGACUAUGUCUCCCGGCUGGCCUGGGAAUGCCUCGGGAUCCCCCAGGGAGAAGCUGGACAAAGUGGCUGGUGAGAGGGAAGUCUGGGCUUCUCUGCUUGGGCUGCUUCCCCCGCGAACCGAUCUCUGAUAAGUGGAAGAAGAUGGCUGGAUGAAUGGGAGGAAGCCAUAGUACCUGGAGAAACAAGCUGAUGCUCAAGCAGAUUCAAACCCUCAAGCCAAUAUGCCAACCACUCGUCCCCGCCGUACGUCCCUCUGUGCUACACAAGCAUUCGUACAUUUUUUUUUUUUCAAAGAUGUUAGAUAAAAGCUCCCUUUCUCAAGAUUUUCCCUUGGCGGCUUGGCGUGGGUUGAGUAACGAGCUGCCGAUUGACAACAAGUGUUCAGUUUGCUAUUUUCCAACACGAGUAUUAAAAUCGCUCUUUCGCUUACAGGAGUGAAAAAUUAAAUUUGAAGCUUGUUGCAGCUUUCUAUGAACCAUGUUGUGCAUGUGUUGAGAAACUUGCAUGUCACCAAAAAGAGUGAUUCUUUCCUUGUUGCCAUGGUGACGGAAGGAGUGACUGUCCUUCAGCCAUGAAAAGAAAGUUUUCCUCAGUAACGAGACUUGAAAACAAAUGCUCGGCUGCAUAAGCAGACCCAUAGCGUCCAUUUGACUGAAAUUUUAUCGACAAUUUUUUUGCCAUUGAAACUUAAUUUGGCGUUAAUGUCCCAUAAUAUCGAUUAGUUUUUAGUAAUGGGUAGAUAAAUAACUGUACUUGGAACGGCCCCUUUUCUAAUGCUUAACUCGAUAUGCCCCCUUUAUUUAUAUUUAUUUAUAUUUCCCCGCAUAGACGGUGUGGAUAAAAGCAUGUAAAACUAUUAUUUUCAUCCCUUGUAUGUUUUUGCCACCCUGGUCCACGAUUACUUUAAAACUGAUAUGGUUUUGUAACGUGUGGCUACACAAACAAUAAGUCAACAUAAUUAAAAUAAGAAUGUGUUGUUUAGAGCAAAGUCAGCUUUGGGUAAAAUCACCACGAAGAUCCUCACUUCCUAGGCCCCAAAAAUCAUGUCGUAAGUUUAAAGUCCAAAAGGCAGUGUUCUGGCCAAAAUCUAGCCUUGAUGCUGGAUUUUAAACAGUUUAAAUGUUAUUUUUAUUAAUCCUGACUAAGGUGUGUCUGUAGUAUUAACCUCAAUACUAGUGCUUUUCCACACCAAUCCACAGUAGUUUGUGUUAUUGUGUACUUAAUCACACACACACACACACACACACACACACACACACACACACACACACACACACACACACACACACACACACAUACUUGUAUAUCGUACCUUCUUGAGACCUCCUCUUUAGGACCAUUCUUUCUAGAUAUAUAAUGAUGUGUGUUUACAACAUUAAUAAUAUAUACAUACUAUGCAAAUAUAACAAAGCUUGUUGUGAAAGAUGAGUUGGAAUUUCACCAGAAAAAGGUUACAAUUUCACAAGAAAAACUAAGAAUGUUGACAGUGUUACAACAAAAGUCGUAAUUUUACUCAACACAAGUCAAAUUUUUAUAAGAUAAACUGAACAUUUGUGCAAUAUUAUUACAAAAGUCGGAAUUUUACUCCAUAACAGUCGCAAUUUUACACUGAAAAGCUUAACAUUUUGGAAAGUUUAUGAAAAUAGUCAUAAUUUUACUCAACAAAAGGUCUCAAUUUCACAAUAAAAACUUAGAAUGAUGGCAGUGUUACUACAAAAGUCGUAAUUUUACUCAACGCAAGUCAAAUUUUUACAAGAUAAACUGAACAUUUGUGCAAUAUUAUUACAAAAGUCAGAAUUUUACUUGAUAACAGUCGCAAUUUUACACUGAAAAGCUUAACAUUUUGGAAAGUUUAUGAAAAUAGUCAUAAUUUUACUCAACAAAAGGUCACAAUUUCACAAGAAAAACUUAGAAUGAUGGCAGUUUUACUACAAAAGUCGUAAUUUUACUCAAUGCAAGUCAAAUUUUUACAAGAUAAACUGAACAUUUGUGCAAUAUUACAAAAGUCAGAAUUUUACUCCAUAACAGUCGCAAUUUUACACUGAAAAGCUUAAAAUUUUGUAAAGUUUAUGAAAAUAGUCAUAAUUUUACUCAACAAAAGGUCACAAUUUCACAAUAAAAACUUAGAAUGAUGGCAGUAUUACUACAAAAGUCGUAAUUUUACUCAACGCAAGUCAAAUUUUUACAAGAUAAACUGAACAUUUGUGCAAUAUUAUUACAAAAGUCAGAAUUUUACUCCAUAACAGUCGCAAUUUUACACUGAAAAGCUUAACAUUUUGGAAAGUUUAUGAAAAUAGUCAUAAUUUUACUCAACAAAAGGUCACAAUUUCACAAGAAAAACUUAGAAUGAUGGCAGUAUUACUACAAAAGUCGUAAUUUUACUCAACGCAAGUCAAAUUUUUACAAGAUAAACUGAACAUUUGUGCAAUAUUAUUACAAAAGUCAGAAUUUUACUCUAACAGUCGCAAUUUUACACUGAAAAGCUUAACAUUUUGGAAUGUUUAUGAAAAUAGUCAUAAUUUUACUCAACAAAAGGUCACAAUUUCACAAGAAAAACUUAGAAUGAUGGCAGUAUUACUACAAAAGUCGUAAUUUUACUCAACGCAAGUCAAAUUUUUACAAGAUAAACUGAACAUUCGUGCAAUAUUAUUACAAAAGUCAGAAUUUUACUCCAUAACAGUCACAAUUUUACAUUGAAAAGCUUAAAAUUUUGGAAAGUUUAAGAAAAUAGUCAUAAUUUUACUCAACAAAAGGUCACAAUUUCACAAGAAAAACUUAGAAUGAUGGCAGUGCUACUACAAAAGUCGUAAUUUUACUCAACGCAAGUCAAAUUUUUACAAGAUAAACUGAACAUUUGUGCGAUAUCAUGACAAAAGUCAGAAUUUUACUCGAUAACAGUCGCGAUUUUACACUGAAAAGCUUAAAAUUUUGGAAAGUUUAUGAAAAUAGUCGUAAUUUUACUCAACAAAAGGUCACAAUUUCACAAGAAAAACUUAGAAUGAUGGCAGUUUUACUACAAAAGUCGUAAUUUUACUCAACGCAAGUCAAAUUUUUACAAGAUAAACUGAACAUUUGUGCAAUAUUAUUACAAAAGUCAGAAUUUUACUCGAUAACAGUCGCAAUUUUACACUGAAAAGCUUAAAAUUUUGGAAAGUUUAUGAAAAUAGUCAUAAUUUUACUCAACAAAAGGUCACAAUUUCACAAGAAAAACUUAGAAUGAUGGCAGCAUUACUACAAAAGUCGUAAUUUUACUUAAAGCAAGUGAAAUUUUUACAAGAUAAACUGAACGUGUGCAAUAUUAUGACAAAAGUCAGAAUUUUACUCUUAACAGUCGCAAUUUUACACUGAAAAGCUUAACAUUUUGGAAAGUUUAUGAAAAUAGUCAUAAUUUUACUCAACAAAAGUCAAAAUUUUAUAAGAAAACUUUAAAAUGUUGGCAAUAUUAUAAUAGUAAUCGGAAUUUUUACUUGGCAAAACUAUGACAAAAGUCAUAAUUUUACUAAAAAAUGUUCACUAUUUUACAAGAAUAACAAAAACAUUGUAAAUAUUGUGAUAAAAAUCAGAUUUUGCACUAAAAAGUUAUAAUUUUACAUAAAGUAAUACUUUUACGGGAAAAUAUCGCAAUAUUACAGAAACAGAAAGAAUAUAAGAAAUUGUUCCCAAUUUUAUAAGAAGAAAGUCGACACGUGAAAAAAAGACUCAAUUUUUUUUUUUUUGUAAUUGUUUUUUUAGCUUCAUUAUUUACUUCAAGUUAUUACAGUAUGUCUCUAUAUACAUAUAUAUAUAUAUAUAUAUAUCUAUCUAUAUAUAUAUAUAUCCAUCCAU
Messenger RNA from Nerophis ophidion (straightnose pipefish), 6981 nucleotides. It is a transcript of the gene mlip, whose product is annotated as muscular LMNA-interacting protein. Gene Ontology annotation, cellular component: sarcolemma; nuclear envelope; PML body. Gene Ontology annotation, molecular function: lamin binding; transcription corepressor activity. Gene Ontology annotation, biological process: negative regulation of transcription by RNA polymerase II. Bases 181 to 2259 code for a protein of 692 amino acids. The transcript is spliced from 11 exons. The record is from RefSeq and is a predicted model, not a curated record. Lineage: Eukaryota; Metazoa; Chordata; Actinopteri; Syngnathiformes; Syngnathidae.